UUGCAGCCUGAAAUAGUAACUUAUAACGGGUACCAAUCCGAGAUACAUGCUGUCACAACGGAUGACGGUUAUGUGCUCGAGCUGCAUAGAAUUCCGGCUGGCAAAUCAGCCAUCGGGCGGAGCGCCCGUCGUUAUAAAUUUUUUGUUUUUCUUUUUGUUGUGUCUUCAAAUUUACAAAUUCGUCAAUUCCAAGGAUUUCUGUUUGCGGAUGCGGGAUUUGAUGUGUGGAUGGGUAAUGUCCGCGGUAAUAAAUAUUCCACAGGGCAUGUGAAUUACACACGCAGUAAUCGGAAAUAUUGGGAUUUCACGUUAAUUCGCAAAUUUUUUGCUUUGGGACCAAUUGGUACACUGGGUCAUAUCAAAGGACUCGUCAAAACAGCGGCAACACGCUUCAUGGGAGCGCUUAAGAACCAAACGCCACUUAAAUACUCACUUUUCGAAUGUAAACGGGAAGACUUCGACUCCCGCUUGGGAAAGUGCUAG
Messenger RNA from Gongylonema pulchrum, 483 nucleotides. The record is from the annotation of a GenBank genome assembly. Lineage: Eukaryota; Metazoa; Nematoda; Chromadorea; Rhabditida; Gongylonematidae.